UUUGGACCUGCGGCGGCUCAGGCCAGGAUUGGCACCAUGGCGGAAGGCUUGCUGCAGGUGGAGAUUCCGGACUUCGGCAGCAGCGUCCUGGGCAGCCUGAACGAGCAGCGGCUGCUGGGACAGUACUGUGACGUGUCCAUCCUGGUCCAGGGUCAGGCCUUCAAAGCACACAGGGCCGUCCUGGCUGCCUCCUCGCUCUACUUCCGAGACCUGUUCAGCUCGUCCUCGUCCUCGCAGCCCGUCUAUGAGCUGCCGUCCUCGGUCACGCCGGCGUGCUUCCAGCACAUCCUGUCUUUCUGCUACACGGGGCGGCUGAGUAUGGCGGCCAGCGAGCAGCUGGUGCUGAUGUACACGGCCGGGUACCUGCAGAUCCAGAACAUCGUGGAGCGCGGCAUGGAGCUGCUGCUGCUGAAGACCUCUGCUGCCUCUUCGCCGCUGUGCUGCGACUCCCAGACGACGUCCGCGGACGAGCUGAGCGGCUUUAGCGCGCCCCUUGUUCAGCAGCACAGCACCCCGCAGCUGCAGGAGGCGGAGCCAAGCUCUGAGGAGCUGCUGCUGGCCGUCAGCAGGAUCAAACAGGAGCGCGCCGACACACCUCCCGCCGAGGAGCCAGCAGGGGGCGCAGGAGAGGAGGUCAGACUGGACAUGAACACUGAGCAUCAGGUCUCCAGGACCAGCGCUCUGUGUUACCUGGGUGCAGGUGGAAGUUUGAUCCCAGCUUUUCAGUCCUACCUGCUGACCAACGGGGGGCGCUCCAGUCCUGCAGCGUCCAGCCUCCCCGCGGACUCCCCUCCGUCCCACCACACCACCGAGGAGGAGCUGGACGAGGAAUACUACAGCAGCGCUGUCCAGCCGAGCGUGUACCAGCACAUCUACGGACACGCCUACAGUAACUGCUUUUUGGCUUUUUGUGGUCUCCAUAGAAACACUCUGGCCAAUAGCUGUGGGACGGGAAUCCGCUCGUCCACCAACGAUCCGAGCCGGAAGCCUCUGGACAACCGAGUUUUAAACACCGUCAAACUUUACUGUCAGAACUUUGCUCCGGGUUUUAAGGAGAGUGAGAUGAACGUCAUUGCAGCGGACAUGUGCACCAACGCCCGGCGGGUCCGCAAACGCUGGCUCCCCAAGAUCCAGUCCAUCCUCCCUGACGGGCUCCCUGCCACCUCCUCCCACCAAUGCAAGAGUAAGAGAGGAGGAGGAGGAGGUCAGGGUGGGGAAGCUCGAAGCAGCAGCAGCCCCCCGGAGCUGGAUUUGCGUCAGCUGAGCACCUCCAACCUGGGCCUGGAAGUCCUCCCAUAUGGGGAGCGACAGGACAGGGAGUCCACGGAGACAGGGAGAGACAGCCCGACUCCCCGCCUGCAGCUCCCAAGGUCUCAUGGAGGACGAGCAGCAGAGGAGGUGCUGAUGGGAGUGGAGGUAGAUCAAGGAGGGAGGCUGCAGACUGAGCAAGUCCCUGACCUUCCCCUCCCUGUGUCGUCCUCCUCGUCCUCCCACUCCUCCCCUCAGUCUGCGGAGUCCGCCCCUUCUCACGGGCGAUUAGCCGAAGGAGAUGAAAAGAGGGUGGAACCUCUGGAAGAUGGCCAAUAACCUUUUAGUUGCUUCUACCUACCUGACUGUAACACUCCCUAUCCACC
Thalassophryne amazonica is the source of this 1634-nucleotide messenger RNA. Its product is annotated as nucleus accumbens-associated protein 2-like. Bases 37 to 1587 code for a protein of 516 amino acids. Lineage: Eukaryota; Metazoa; Chordata; Actinopteri; Batrachoidiformes; Batrachoididae. Gene Ontology annotation, biological process: regulation of transcription by RNA polymerase II. The record is from RefSeq and is a predicted model, not a curated record. Gene Ontology annotation, molecular function: protein binding; DNA-binding transcription factor activity, RNA polymerase II-specific; RNA polymerase II cis-regulatory region sequence-specific DNA binding. The transcript is spliced from 5 exons.